Molecule: messenger RNA, 990 nt
Organism: Musa acuminata AAA Group (dessert banana)
Lineage: Eukaryota; Viridiplantae; Streptophyta; Magnoliopsida; Zingiberales; Musaceae
Product: probable WRKY transcription factor 12
Exons: 4
Coding region: 151-789 (212 amino acids)
Biological process (GO): regulation of DNA-templated transcription
Molecular function (GO): DNA-binding transcription factor activity; sequence-specific DNA binding
Source: RefSeq, a predicted model, not a curated record
UGCUGUUCAGAACACCGAAGGACCGAUGAAAUAGUUUCCUGCCUUCGCUGCUCGAUGCUCUCAGACAGAUGUAUAUUCGUAGAGCAGUAGGAUAGGAAGAGUAAAGUCCAAACAAGAAGAAGGGCAGGAGAGGUUGACAUAUCAUCGCUGAUGGAAGGAGGCCAGGGAGUAGGAGGUUCACGCUGCUAUCUUCUUGAUGUCCCUCCAGUCUCAAGGCCAUCCAUGGUGCACCAAAUGGAGUUCGAGCAUCCGAAGGAGAACGCCCAAGGCCUAGGAUUCCUAGUUCCACCCGAUGGAACUCCGUUUCUGCUAUCGACUGAUGUUGUUCCCUUCACUAACGCCGCUGCCGCUAGCUGUGACAAGUCCAUGUCCAAGCCUUGGAGCAAUGAGGAGGUGGCGACCUCCGAUUCCAAAGGUCGCAAUGAUCAAACGGGCUCUUGCAGGGAUGGUGGUGCCAAUUCAUGGUGGAGAAGCUCAUCUUUGGAGAAGGGCAAGGUGAAGGUAAGAAGGAAGAUGAGGGAGCCAAGGUUCUGCUUCCAAACGAGAAGCGAUGUGGAUGUGCUAGACGAUGGCUACAAGUGGAGAAAAUAUGGGCAAAAGGUUGUGAAGAAUAGCCUCCAUCCGAGAAGCUACUAUCGUUGCACUCAUAGCAAUUGCCGGGUGAAGAAAAGAGUCGAAAGAUUGUCCGAAGAUUGCCGGAUGGUCAUCACGACAUAUGAGGGCAGACACACUCAUUCUCCUUGUGACGAUGCGAGCUCUUCUGAACAUGAAUGUUUUAGCUCGUUUUAGGAACUCAGAUAUAGCUAGAUUGUGCUGCUAUGUGAGUUAUCAUCAGAAUUAAGCAUCGAGAGAACUACUUCCCCAAGUUGUCACAGAAAUGGUUAUUCCUUUCUAUAAAUGGUGCAUGUUACUGAAACCUCUAUGUCCAAGAGGAUCAAAGUCUGUCUUAUCAAGUGUCAGGUGUGAAAUGAUCUGUAAUAUAUAUUGCUU